CUACUAUCCACUGAUCAGUACACUCAUGACAGUAUAACAGCAUCCCAACACAGGCUCUCGAGUGACAGAAGAAGACAGAGUCUUUGCUAAGUAAUUUAUUUAUUUUUAUCGCUGGAGAUUUGAGGGUUUGGACGCUUUAGGAACACAGCAUGUUUGUGACUGUGUUACUGCUUCUGGUCACGCUGUGUGCCCGGGGAGGACAUGGCGAGGAGAAAGUGGAGGCACAGAGACCCGGCCAUGUUUCAGUUGUGAUAGUUGGAGGCACGGGUGACUUGGCAAGGAAGUACCUGUGGCAGGGCUUCUUCGAGCUGUACGUUAGCCAGGUUGGCAGUGGAAACACCUUUUCCUUCUAUGCCGGAGGACUGUCACCCGCGGACCAGGCCACACCGGUUCUCUUUGAGAUCCUAAAGGAGGCAUUCUGUUUAAAGCACAUAUCUGAGGAGCGCUGUGCUGUGCUGAAAGAGCAGUUCCUGCGGCUUGCUCAGUAUCGGCAGCUGAAGACCCUUGAAGACUACCAAGAGCUGGCCAAGCACAUUGAAAAACAACUUCAGGAAGAAGGAAUGGCUGAGGCAGGGAGGCUCUUCUACCUCUCAGUGCCAGCAUUUGCCUAUGCAGACAUUGCUGACAAGAUUAACAACAGCUGCAGGCCGACCAGUGGGGCAUGGCUCAGGGUGGUGCUUGAGAAACCUUUUGGACAUGACCUCAGGAGUGCUCAGGUACUAGCAUCUCAGCUUGGGAACUCCUUGAAGGAUGAAGAAAUGUACAGAAUUGACCACUACUUGGGGAAGCAGGUGGUUUCAAAGAUACUUCCAUUCAGAAUAGAGAACAAGAAGUUUCUGGAUCCCAUCUGGAACAAGUACCACAUUGAGAGAGUGGAGAUUGUCUUGAAAGAGACCCUGGAUGUUAAAGGUCGCAUUGCCUUCUACAACCAGUAUGGGGUGAUCAGAGAUGUGCUGCAGAACCACAUGACGGAGGUCAUGACACUACUGACCAUGCAGCUUCCCCUGAAUCUGAGCAGCAGUGAGGAAGUUGCCCAUAACAAGCUGCAGAUUUUGAGUUCCCUGCUGCCUUUAGGAAAGAAACAAGCUGUGAUAGGCCAGUACCAAGCGUACCAAACAGAAGUUCAGCAGGAGCUGAAUAAGACAAAAGAUCACAUCAGUGUAACACCAACAUUUGCAGCUGUGUUGGCACACGUUGAUGAGGCCCAGUAUGAUGGUGUGCCAAUUCUUUUGAUCUCAGGGAAGAUGUUAGAUGAACGAGUGGGAUACGCCCGCAUUCUUUUCAAAAAUGAUAUCUUUUGUCUUCAGAACCACAACAAUAUUCACUGCAAACCCAAACAGAUAGUUUUCUACUUUGGGCAUGGUAGCCUUAAAUAUCCAGCAAUUCUUGUAAGUAAGAAUUUAUUCAAGCCAGCUCUAAUGGAUGAGUGGAAGGAAGUGACAGAGCAUACAGAUGUCAGUGUAUUAGGUUUGCCUAUUUCGGACUACUACGUACAAACUCCAACAGUGCAGAGGGAAGCCUAUGCAGAACUUAUUGCUCACAUUUUUGCCGGACGCAAAAAUAGUUUCAUCAGUACUGAAAACCUCCUGGCUUCUUGGGGAUUAUGGACACCACUGCUCAAUGGCCUCACCAGCUCAUUUCCUCGCAUCUACCCAGGAGGUCUCGACAAUGAGGACCUGCUGGACAUCCGUCUGAAAGGGAAUGAAAUAAGCUACAACAGUGAGGUGGUAAUAAUCAGCCCUGAUCAGAUGGGUGGCACACCAACCAACAAUUUCCAAGUGAUGCAAGGCAAAUUUCGUAGUGCAGACAUGGUGUCUGCCUGGGCUGAGGAGCUGGUGGAGAGGCUGGCUGCAGACCUACAGGAAGCUGCAGAGGCAGCUGUUCAUGAGGGUGGUGUUUUCCAUCUCGCCCUCUCUGGUGGGUCCACACCCCUCGCUCUGUUCCACAGGCUGGUCCUGCACCACUUCUCCUUCCCCUGGAGGAACACCCAUGUGUGGAUGGUGGAUGAGCGCUGCGUGCCACUCACUGAACUGGAGUCUAACUUCCACAGCUUGCACGACCAUCUACUGCAACAUGUGCGUAUACCUUAUUACAACAUCCACCCCAUGCCAGUGCAACUCAACCAGCGGUUAUGUGUGGAGGAGGAUAGAGCAGCACUGCUGUACGAGAAAGAGAUUAGUAAGCUGGUCAAUGGCUCCAGGUUCCACUUUGUACUGUUGGGAGUUGGCUAUGAUGGUCACACUGCCUCUCUCUUCCCUGGUACUAAGGUGGAUGGGCAUGAGGAGAGUCUGGUGGCCCUCACUGAAAGUCCUGUGAAACCUCACCAGCGUAUGAGUCUUACAUUCAGUGCCAUUAACCAAGCCCAUCAGGUCUCUCUUUUAGUGAUGGGCAAAGGCAAACAUGAGCUGAUUACCCAGCUGAGCCGAAUGAAGGACAACCCAAACAAAUGGCCAGUCACUGGGGUGAGGCCUGCUAAUGGCAGGCUUGUUUGGUAUAUUGACUAUGAUGCACUUUUAGGAUAGGGGUUUUAUUCCUUACUUUCAAUCAAAUGUCUUUGGACAGCUGGUUGGUGGGAAAGAAUGUAUAAGCCAGCACAUGAUUAAUGGUUUUACAUGUUUACACUUAUUAACUACAGAUUAUAAAAUAAAUCGCCGCCUACAUUCCAGUACAGAAAUCAAACCUUGAUUAUGUGAAGUUCAAUGCACCAACAACAAAGUUGUCUCUUUUAGCAACUGCAGUUGAAUGUGCAAUAACUAAACUUAAAGAGUCAGCGGCUCACUGUAGUGUUUUAUGUGAUGGACUACCUACCUCACAAUUUGAAACUCUUUGCAAGUUGAUUUUCCUUGCACAAGCACUGUACUGAAGUGAACUGAGUCCAAUGGCUUGCUGCCUGGAAGCCUUUAAAAGCUUUAAAAAUUGGUGGCAGUAAUGUAAAGUUAUUGUAAUCUGUAGUUAAUAGGUUAAAACAUGGUGGGGUCAUUUUUAACUUAUGUUUAAUUUGAUGGUAAAACAUUGGGAAAGUAUUUUGCUGUGUGUGUGUUUUAUCGAAGCCUAAUUAAGUGAUAUGAAUGAAAAUCUAUACAAAUAUAUCUGGUAUAUGUAUCUGCAGUUUACAAAGUGCAGGGUAUCAAGCACUAUAUCUGGUGCCUAAACCAAUUCCAACAAACAGAAUAAUUUACUUAUUACAACCCAGGGUGUCUCUAUGUGUGAAUUACGUAAAAUCUCAGGUGAAUUUUCAGAUGUACAGUUUACUGUGUAGUCUACUUUUCUUGGAUGUUUGUUGUUAUUGUGGAGUAGCAGGGACCCGCAUUAAAUUCCAUCAUUUAGUUAACGAAAUAGCUAGUGAUUUUCUAUAUUUUUCUUGUUUUCAACAAAUCUACUUACAAGUAUUAUAUGUGUACCCAAAGUCUGAUAUAUCAUAUUUCUCUGUGCUGCAGACUUUGUCCAAAAAGUAUUAAAAACACAUUAGAGAGUCACAGUGUUGCAGUGGGUGACUUGUUCCUUUGCCCUGAGUAGUACAGGCACAUCAGUUUGUUUAGAAACAGCUCUAAAGACUAAUACCAGUGAUCAUAUUUUUAGUCUCCAGAGAGUAGUUCCAUGUAGGCAGACGCCACACAGGAACACAGUUCUGUUUACAGAGCUUUAGUAGCUUGUUGUGCUACAUACUACAACCUCUUGACUUUGUACUGGAGUUAUUUACAAAGUCAAGACGUUGUGAUAUGUAGUACAACAAACUGGUAAAAAUGAAACUGUGUUCCUACAAAUGGGCAGAGUAGUUCUGCCUUACACAGAAUUACUCUCUGGAGACUGAAAAUGGGAUCGCUGUUACAAGUCUUUGGAGCCGUCUCUAAGCAAACUACUGUGAUCAUACUAAUUAAAUAAAGGGGCCAGGUAUACUACUUGUAAGUAAGUGUAAUUCAUUGUUGGUUUGGCUCUGCACAAGAGACAAUAAGAAAAAUAAAGAAAAUCACCAUGGUAAAUGGUAAAUGGGCUGUACUUAUAUAGCGCCUUUCUAGUCUUUACGACCACUCAAAGCGCUUUACAUUACAACUCAUUCACCCAUUCACACACAUUCAUACACUGAUGGCAGGAGCUACCACGCAGGGUGCCAACCUGCACAUCAGGAAGAAGUUAACCAUUGAUUCUCAUUCAUACACCGUUGGUGCAGCAACGGGAGCAAGUUGGGGUUAAGUGUCUUGCCCAAGGACACAUUGACAUGUGGACUGAAGGAGCCGGGAAUCGAACCGCCAAUCUUUCAAUUGGAGGACGACCACAGCUACAGCCGCCCGCAGCCUUCUCCUUUAACAUAAAGGCUAAAAAUAAAACUGGGGCCUUGGAGGCAAUAAUCAUUUUUGUGCACAAGUGGAAAACAUACAUUUGUAUUAAAUAUAUUAUUUGAUAUAAACUAUAUAAAAAAAAUUUCAAUUAGCUGCUUCACAUUGCUAACUUAUACACAUUCCAUUAUGAAAAUAUCUGUGGCCUUCCAGUGAUUUUUUUUCAUAGAAUGAUUCCAAAUACAUCUAGCUUUAUUACAGUUUGAGGUUGGUUAAGUAUAUCGUAUAUUUAAAUUUUAAACCUUUAAAUUAAAGUGUAUUGCUACUGAAUUUCAGCAGUUAUCUGUCUGUAAAGGAUAUGUUGGGACAUACACUGAAAAAACAGCUGUGACGUACAGGACAAAUACAAAAUAUACUGUAUGUAGAGCACUUCCAUUCAUCACAUUUUCACCACAUGAUUAACCCAAGAUGCAAAAUGCAUUUUUAACCCUUUUAGCUCAAAUCCCCUGCCAAAAAUAAAUACAAAAAUACAUUUCUCUGUUUUAUUAUAUCAGAAUCUUAUUAUGUUUUUGUCUAGUAAAACAUAUUUGAAUAUGUGCUUAUGUAGGAACCAACCAAUAAUACCAUUACAUCCACCCAUCAAUGUGUCUUCAACUUAAACAGCACAGAGCUAAGAUUCAUUAACACUCCCACUUUUCAACAUUCAACUCAAAUUCUUCCCAACUUUAUGUCUCGUAUGUCUUUCCUGUUUCAUUUGGAAAUAUGUCACAAUGCAUCUGGACUUUAUUAUUAUGAUUUUCUACACGAUUGGAUUUUAAGUGUUUAAAGUUAAUAAUCUUUCAGUUGUUUUAAAGCUUGACAUUACCUUUUUCAUACAUGUAUUUCUGGUGAAUAAAUAUCUGAAGUGUGAAAUGAAUUCUGCUUUGUGGCUUUGCGGAAAUUAAACUUAUUUUUCAA
This is a messenger RNA of Scomber japonicus (chub mackerel), 5231 nucleotides long. It is a transcript of the gene h6pd, whose product is annotated as hexose-6-phosphate dehydrogenase (glucose 1-dehydrogenase). Gene Ontology annotation, molecular function: glucose-6-phosphate dehydrogenase activity; NADP binding; 6-phosphogluconolactonase activity. Gene Ontology annotation, cellular component: endoplasmic reticulum. The transcript has 5 exons. The coding region runs from base 150 to 2522 and encodes 790 amino acids. The record is from RefSeq and is a predicted model, not a curated record. Gene Ontology annotation, biological process: glucose metabolic process; pentose-phosphate shunt, oxidative branch; pentose-phosphate shunt. Lineage: Eukaryota; Metazoa; Chordata; Actinopteri; Scombriformes; Scombridae.